AUGCUCAGCCGGCUAUUUUGGCGGACUUGUUUAUAAAUUUGCAAAAUAGAUUAAUGUUCAAAAAAAUGUCCUGAAUGGCGCUCGUUGAAGAAAGCCUUACAAAUUGCUUUAUUCCAGAUUUGGUUGACCAAAUUUUUGAGAAAUAUCGAUAUCAAGCUGAGUCUAAAAGCUUGACAAAAGAAAGCCGUGGACAGUUGUUUUCUGAUUUAUGCGUGUUACUAGGCCAAGAGCUCGUAUUGCGAUCCCUUCAUCUCGUGGAUGACUAUAGUUUCACCUUUUAUUAUCCCAAACGACAUCGGAGAAUUUGCGUUGUGGAACUUUCCAAAGGAGCCGAGUAUUUCCAGUUGCUCCCAAGGGUAAACUACUGCAAGUGCGAGUUCUUUCAGUGCCACGUAUUGCAGCUACCCAGGGGAAUUUUGUACCCGGACAUUCCCAGAGGACAGAAGGGCAUUCUGGAGGAUUGGAGCGAGGAAAGCCGGGUGUCCUACACUUGUCAGCACGUCCUGGCAGUGAGACUUCAUCAAUUUUUAAAAGUUACUGGCAGGAAAACCAGAGAGCAGAUCGUUGAUAAAGAGGAACUCAAGGAACUACAGAGACGCAUCUUCAGGGACUAA
Messenger RNA from Drosophila ficusphila, 614 nucleotides. RefSeq lists its product as uncharacterized. The record is from RefSeq and is a predicted model, not a curated record. The coding region runs from base 75 to 614 and encodes 179 amino acids. The transcript is spliced from 2 exons. NCBI's taxonomy places the organism in Eukaryota, Metazoa, Arthropoda, Insecta, Diptera, Drosophilidae.